This is a messenger RNA of Colletotrichum truncatum, 1323 nucleotides long. RefSeq names its product RAB proteins geranylgeranyltransferase component a. The record is from RefSeq and is a predicted model, not a curated record. Gene Ontology annotation, cellular component: Rab-protein geranylgeranyltransferase complex; cytoplasm; nucleus. Gene Ontology annotation, molecular function: GDP-dissociation inhibitor activity. NCBI's taxonomy places the organism in Eukaryota, Fungi, Ascomycota, Sordariomycetes, Glomerellales, Glomerellaceae. Gene Ontology annotation, biological process: vesicle-mediated transport; protein geranylgeranylation; small GTPase-mediated signal transduction.
AUGGAGGAGUGGGUAGCUGCCCACGCCGACAACUCGGGCAAGGUUUUCUCUUCAGCGAGUCUCACCAAACCCGAGACGGCAGGUCAAGGAAUAUCCUCCCCUCGAGCAUACUCCCUUGCGCUGGCACCGCAAAUCGUGCACACCCGUUCGGCGCUAGUCACCCAGCUUGUCGACUCCCGCGCGUACCGGCAGAUAGAGUUUAUGGCCGUUGGGUCAUUCUUUAUCUAUACAGUUGCCGGAGAUGCUGCAUCGAUCGUGCCCAUCCCCUCGACUCGCGAGGCUGUCUUUUCUACGACUGCGAUACCGGCUAGGUCGAAGCGCGCCCUGAUGAAGUUCCUGAAGUUCGUCUUGGAUUACGAUUCUGAGGAUCACCGGGCAACAUGGACACCACAUGCGGAUAAACCCCUUGCGGAGUUCCUGUCCACCGAGUUCAAGCUUGACGCUGCGCUGCAGACCUACAUUGUUACCCUUACCCUCUCACUCGACGGCAAGAUAUCAACUGCAGCUGGCUUGGCCGCGAUUCAUCGGCAUCUAUCAUCGAUGGGCGCCUUUGGGCCUGGCUUUGCAGCGGUUUAUCCCAAAUGGGGCGGCCUCUCUGAAAUUGCUCAGGUUGGCUGCCGUGCGUGCGCUGUUGGAGGAGCGAUAUACAUGCUGGGCACUGGUAUGAAAGCCACGCGCCCAUUGGAUGAUCAGGAAGAUGGCGCACGCUUCGAGGUAGACUUGACCAGCGAUAUUACGGUGAAAGCCCGUUCGUUGGUCCGAGGAACUGAGACAGUGUCUUCUGAUGAUCAGCGUGUGAGCCGGUUGACUGCUGUCGUCAACUCGCCGCUCCCGUCUCUCUUCCAGGCAGCUGUUGAAGGAGCACCGACACCUGCCGUUGCGGUUAUUGCAUUCCCUGCCGAGUCCGUCCAGGACGUCGCGUCGCCGUACCCGAUAUACGUCUUUGCUCACUCGAGCGAGACGGGUGAAUGCCCAUCCGGUCAGAGUGUACUCUACUUCGUCACACCGAAGUCAGCAACCUCUGCUGAAGCCUUGCAAAAGGCUUUAGACUCUCUCCUGGCAUCUCUUGCGGACGGUGAAAACCAACCGCAGACCAUUUACAAGGUUGCUUAUCAACAAGCUCGCCCGACUGCGUCGGCGCCUGCUGAUGAUGUGCUCUACGUUCCCAGCCUCCCACUCGACCUCGCCUUUAGUGAUUCAGCACUCGAGUCGGUCAGGGACACCUGGUGGAAAAUCAUGGGACCCGUAGCCGAUGACCCCGACGUGCAGUACAUGAAGUUUGAGGAUCGAGAGGGUGUUGGCGAUGAGGAUGACGACGAGUAG